This is a messenger RNA of Tinamus guttatus (white-throated tinamou), 815 nucleotides long. The record is from RefSeq and is a predicted model, not a curated record. Lineage: Eukaryota; Metazoa; Chordata; Aves; Tinamiformes; Tinamidae.
UCCCGCUGGCCUCCUUCUGCCCCCGCAGAUGCUGCAGCCCCAGUUCAAGUCCCACAACACGCACGAAGUCCUGAGCAAGCUCUUCCAGAUCGUGCCUGGCGAGAACCCCUACAGCUCCCAUGACGCCCACCGGUGCCGGCGCUGCGCCGUCGUGGGCAACUCGGGCAACCUGCGGGGCUCCGGCUACGGGCGAGAGAUCGACGCGCACGACUUCGUCAUGAGGAUGAACCAGGCCCCCACGGUGGGCUUCGAAGGCGACGUGGGGAGUCGGACAACUCAUCACUUCAUGUACCCGGAGAGUGCCAAGAACCUGCCUGCCAACGUCAGCUUUGUGCUGGUGCCCUUCAAAACCCUGGACCUGCUCUGGAUCGCCAGUGCCCUCUCCACUGGCCAGAUCAGAUUCACGUACGCACCCGUGAAGCCUUUCCUGCGGGUGGACAAAGAAAAGGUGCAGAUCUACAACCCUGCCUUCUUCAAGUACAUCCACGACCGCUGGACGGAGCACCAUGGGCGCUACCCCUCCACUGGCAUGCUGGUGCUCUUCUUCGCGCUCCACGUCUGUGACGAGGUGGGUCGCAGGGAUCACAGCCGGGGCAACUGGCACCACUACUGGGAGAACAACCGCUACGCUGGCGAGUUCCGCAAGACCGGCGUGCACGACGCCGACUUCGAGGCUCGCAUCAUCGACAUGCUGGCCAAAGCCAGCAAGAUCGAGGUUUACCGGGGCAACUGAGGGGCCUGACGACCGCGAGGGCUCCAGGUGGCCUUUGCCAAUCAGGUGUCCGCGGCGCGGGGGGCUCUCCCGUGGCCGCCCG